Molecule: messenger RNA, 3963 nt
Organism: Camelus dromedarius (Arabian camel)
Lineage: Eukaryota; Metazoa; Chordata; Mammalia; Artiodactyla; Camelidae
Gene: SLCO1C1
Product: solute carrier organic anion transporter family member 1C1
Exons: 13
Coding region: 1574-3358 (594 amino acids)
Biological process (GO): bile acid and bile salt transport; sodium-independent organic anion transport; transmembrane transport
Cellular component (GO): plasma membrane
Molecular function (GO): protein binding; bile acid transmembrane transporter activity
Source: RefSeq, a predicted model, not a curated record
UCUUUGCUGUGAGGUGUUGGUGGCCCGGGAGUUGGGGAGGGAAGGUGAUGGUGCAGUGGGGCGGGGGAAGGACACAUUACCUAUAAAUUGAAAGUCAGCUUUCACUUUAGUUUGGUUGAUUUACUGUGACAGAUCAGCAAAACUAUAGACAUAAUUAUCAAUAUGAUAUGAUAACAGAAUUUCUUAAUGUUAAAUGAGGAAUCGCACACUCAGUUAGGUCUUUGUUUAAUCUGAAAACUGAAAAACGUUUAAUUCUUCUUGGAGCCACAGAGCCUGGAGCCACUGUAGCCUGGAGCAAGCUACUUUUCUCACUGUCAUGAUUGUCCUCGAGGCUGUUCUUUUCGCACAUGACGAAAGCUGGCAAUGUGAACAAACAGUAGUAAAUUAGAUGAUUGCUUACAGAUGUAAGGAAACUCACUCUUUCUGGAAAAUUGGAAACAUCGAGAACUUCAAAGCGAGGCCACCCAACAGCCAUCACAAUCAAUUGCUGGAGAAUUGCUAGGUUUUACUCCAGCUAGCACUGCAGUUCUUAAAAACUAAAUAUUCCAAAUGCAAAUAUCUAAAACUUUAAAGCCCCUUUAAAUCUAAGACCCUAAACAGUGUUUAUCAAAGCAUGUUCCAAGAACCAUCUCCAUCAGCAUAUUUAAGCUGGUAUUAAAAAUGCAGAUUUCUUGGCCUGCUCCCCAUGCACCUCCCCAUCCAUGGAAUCAUAAACUGUUAGGAGCUGCCAAGAUUCUGCAUUUUUAAUAUUUCUAUUUCCCUCACCAUCCCUUUCCAGCAAUUUUUGUGCACAGCAAAGCAUGAGAACAUCCUUCCUAAAGUAUGUUUUAUCAGUUAUCAUCACCAUCAGCUAAAAUUUAUCACAUCCUUCCUUCACUAGAGAUAUUUUAGGAGGACCUAAGUCCCACCUUCAGAAAAAAUAUUCUUUAUUUUUUUAUAUGUUUUAUCAGUUAUCAUCACCAUCAGCUAAAAUUUAUCACAUCCUUCCUUCACUAGAGAUAUUUUAGGAGGACCUAAGUCCCACCUUCAGAAAAAAUAUUCUUUAUUUUUUUAAAAAAGAGAUGGUCAUAUUUUAUACAGAUUUUCUAUUUUAUAAAAUAGAGGCAUACAUUGAGGGUUAUAUAAAACUGAUAUAUUUCUGAAGUUACGUGGAAUAAUUUUUAUUUCUAUUUUGAGUCAUAUUUUUGUAAAAAGCAUAUAAACAUGUUUUUCAUAAUUUGAUUUCAUUUGAAGUGAGGCACAGUUGUGUUCAUUUUAUUUUUUCUUUCAGGAAUGUCAGCUAAAGCAAGAGUAUAUAAUGUAUGUCAAGAGCAAAUGGGAAACUAGUAAAAGUUUUAAUAGAAAAUGUUAACAAGUGAAGAAACAGUAAUAAAAUUCACUUCAAAAUCACCAGGGAAAAUUUAAGAGAGCAACUAAAGAAAGCCUUCUAUUACUUGAUUUACUGAUAAACCACUUUAAAAGGACAGAUAAUUAAGCUGGAUGAAAAUAAGGGAAUCUCUUAGUUAUUACAUUUGUUAGCUACUUUGGAGCCAAACUUCACAGGCCAAAAAUAAUUGGAGCAGGGUGCCUGAUCAUGGGAGUUGGAACACUGCUCAUUGCAAUGCCUCAGUUCUUCAUGGAGAGGUACAGAUAUGAAAGGCAUUUUCUCUCCUCUAAUUCCACUCUCAGCAUCUCUCCAUGUCUCCUGGAGUCCAACAGUCAAUUACCAAUCUCAGUUAUGGAAAAACCACAAUCCAAAAGAAGUAAUGAGUGUGAAAUUGACAGCAGCUCCUCCAUGUGGGUUUAUGUCUUCCUGGGGAACCUUCUUCGUGGAAUUGGGGAAACUCCCAUUCAGCCUCUCGGCAUCGCCUACCUUGAUGAUUUUGCCAGUGAGGACAAUGCGGCUUUCUAUAUUGGGUGUGUGCAGACGGUUGCAAUUAUAGGACCAAUCUUUGGCUUCCUGUUAGGCUCGUUAUGUGCCAAGCUGUAUGUUGACAUUGGCUUUGUAAAUCUAGACCAUAUAACCAUUACCCCAAAGGAUCCCCAGUGGGUAGGUGCCUGGUGGCUUGGUUAUCUAAUAGCAGGGACCGUAAGUCUUCUUGCAGCUGUGCCCUUCUGGUGUUUACCAAAGAGUCUACCGAGACCCCAAAGCAGAGAACAUUCCAAUUCCUCCUCUGAGAAGUCUAAGUUUAUUAUGGACGAUCACACAGACUGCCGAACACCUCUUGGAGGAAAAGCAAAAAUAAUGGAAAUGGCAAGAGAUUUUCUGCCGUCACUGAAGAGUCUUUUUGGAAAUCCAGUGUACUUCUUGUAUUUGUGUGCCAGCACCGUUCAGUUCAAUUCUCUGUUUGGCAUGGUGACAUACAAACCAAAGUACAUUGAGCAACAGUACGGGCAGUCGUCCUCCGAGGCAAACUUUGUUAUCGGGCUUAUCAACAUACCUGCAGUGGCCCUUGGAAUAUUCUCUGGGGGGAUAGUUAUGAAAAAAUUCAGAAUCAGUGUGUGUGGAGCCGCAAAACUCUACUUGGGAUCAUCUGUCCUUGGGUACCUCCUAUUCCUUUCCCUGUUCACUUUGGGCUGUGAAAACUCUGAUGUGGCAGGACUAACCGUCUCCUACCAAGGAACCAAACCUGUCUCUUAUCAUGAACGAGCUCUCUUUUCAGAUUGCAACUCAAGAUGCAAAUGUUCAGAGACAAAAUGGGAACCCAUGUGUGGUGAAAAUGGAAUCACGUAUGCAUCGGCUUGUCUUGCUGGUUGUCAAACCUCCACCGGGAGUGGAAAGACUACUAUAUUUUACAACUGCACCUGUGUGGGAAUUGCAGCCUCAAAAUCAGGAAAUUCUUCAGGCAUGGUGGGAAGAUGUCAAAAAGAUAAUGGAUGUCCCAAAAUGUUUCUCUAUUUCCUUAUCAUUUCAGUCAUCACGUCCUAUACUUUGUCUCUAGGCGGCAUACCUGGAUAUAUAUUGCUUCUGAGGUGCAUUAAGCCACAACUUAAGUCUUUUGCCCUGGGUAUCUACACAUUAGCAGUAAGAGUUCUUGCAGGAAUCCCAGCUCCCGUAUAUUUUGGAGUUUUGAUUGAUACUUCAUGCCUCAAAUGGGGAUUUAAAAGAUGUGGAAGUAGAGGAUCCUGCAGAUUGUAUGAUUCAAAUGCUUUUAGGCACAUGUAUCUGGGACUAACCAUGAUGCUUGGCACAGUGUCCAUUUUCCUAAGCACUGCAGUACUUUUCACUUUACAGAAAAACUAUGUCUCAAAACAUAGAAGCUUCAGAACCAAGAGAGAAAGAACAAUGGGGUCUACAAGAAUCAGGAAGGAAAAUUUUACUACAAGUGAUCACUUGCUGCAACCCAGCUACUGGCCAGGCAAGGAAACGCAGCUUUAGAAAAAUGAUGACUUCAAGCCAUUUUUUCUAAUUUCUGGAAAUUCUGCAAACAAAAUUUUAAUGAAAAGGUAUAAAUCCUUUCUCCUUUCAAAAAAUGUCUAAUACCUAGUAUCAAAAACAAAGUAAAGUACCUGAUAAAAAAUAUAAUUAAUUAUGUUAUAGAAGAUAUAGAGGGUAAAGUUAAUCUUAAACCAUUUAAUUUAUAAAUAAAUUCCUUACAUUAUUUACUCAUUCUGCUUAAUUUUGCUGGCACCCAUUGAUAUAUUAGCUGUAUUCCAAGUAGAACAACUUAUCCCUCUAGUUUAAUGACUAUGUGUAAAGUAAUUACUAAGCUGAGAUACUUGUCCAGGAUAAGAGAAUACAUGAAAAAAAAAUUAAACCAUGUCUUAGCCUCCUUCAAAUAUCACCUUAAUGGAGGAAUAUUUUAUCUUAAGCUCCUCUUUUGUUUUGAAAUACAGUAAUUGAUAUAGAAAUGUAUAGAGGCAAAUGAUCUUGGGGGAUUUGAAUUUUGGAUAAUUAGCUCUUCUCCAGUUCAUUACAUGUACAUUAUGUGUGAGAGUUUAAGUAACCAUAGUUGGAAAAUAAUAAAAUUAAUAUUAACAUGA